AUGGCAGCAAGACCAGCUCGGUCCGGCCCGGCCCGGCCCGCGGGCCCAGCUUGCUCUUGUAGUCCCCGAGCUGCCUUUGCCGCUGCCGGGAGCCAAUGGCCCGCCGAGCUCUCGCCGCCGCUACCGCGCCCCCCUUCAGCGCUCCAUCACUGGCCGAAGCGCGCAGCCCUGCAAGGAGCCACAGGGCUAAAUGUGCAACAGGGGCCCAAGUUGCUGCAGGUGAGGAAGGACAGACAGGUGACCUUGACCUGUCAGGUGCUGCAGCUUCAGGCCUGGGAGCAGCUUCAUGUCAAGUGGACCAAGGCUGGUGUUGCCUUCUGCCCACCCUGUGUCACCAACAGCAACCUCAGCCUGGAGAUCCGUGGGCCCCAGGGAUGGCUCUUCUGGUGGCCGCCUGGCAUUCUCACCCUGCAGCUGGACUGCGUGAGCCUCAACAACAGUGGAAACUACUUGUGCUGGACAACCACGGAGACUGCUGAGUUGGUGGAGGCCAAGGGCAGUGGAACACAGCUCCUCUUGGAGACAGGUAUGAGAACAAGUCAGGAGAAGAGGCAGGGACUUGGACCCCAGCCCCAGCCCUGGCCCAGUCACCCCAUUUCUACAGGCAGAAUCUCUCCCGGCCCAGGCUCUUCUAGGUAUCUAAGAUCAGGAGGGUUCCUUGAACCUGAAAGAGGAGUCAGAACCCCUGGAGGCAGAGAGGAAGGACCCUCCAGCACCUACAUCAAGAUGACUGGGUCAGGUGUGCUCUCCCUCCCGGGAGCACGCCCGCAUGCCUUUCCCUUCCUGCUCUCCUUCCCCCACAGGCGUGCAUCUCCUAAACACAGGGGGCCCCACAAGACUUGCAACCAGGGGAGCGAUGGGCAGCAGCAGCUCAUCCUGGGCUAACGCCUCAGCCUGUCUCCACAGUCCCCUUUUCUCAGACUUCUCAGUGAGCCAAAGCAGCCCCACCUGGGCUCUCUUGUUGCUCCUUCUGUCCGAAGCCCUCCCCUGUGUCAGUAUCCCCAGCUUUAACAGAGGUACUCUCAAAAUGAAGAAAAAAAGAUAUGACUGGUUCCAGGGGUAUCAGAGAGUCCAAUGGCCGACCCUGAGAACCCUGUCCUCAUUUCUUUGACUAUGGACCUCUCCCUGGCCCCCAGGACACCCCAUAAAGGCUCAUGAAGAAAGUAAAGCCAGACUUAGUGGCAAUUUGGGGGUGCUAAAGACACUUGAGGGGUUACCUGGGGUCCCAGGGCCCUCAGGGAUGGCUGGAGAGGUCCACUGUGGUGAGGGGGCUAUGACAACUCAUCAGCUCCCCUCUCUUAUCCUUGGAGGGACAUGUCCGAUUAGCAGAGAAGGGAUGUCCCCAGCCUCCAAGUAGUGCCCUCAGCUGGAAGCCCUAUCCCCAGCUGGCGUCUCCCUGGACGCAGGCUCAGA
Molecule: messenger RNA, 1413 nt
Organism: Phyllostomus discolor (pale spear-nosed bat)
Lineage: Eukaryota; Metazoa; Chordata; Mammalia; Chiroptera; Phyllostomidae
Gene: TMIGD2
Product: transmembrane and immunoglobulin domain containing 2
Exons: 3
Coding region: 1-885 (294 amino acids)
Biological process (GO): B cell differentiation; B cell receptor signaling pathway
Cellular component (GO): external side of plasma membrane; B cell receptor complex
Source: RefSeq, a predicted model, not a curated record